GGCAGCCCGCGGACCGAGUAUCGCCCACGCUGCCGUGACAGCCAACAACUGCAGACAGGAGGGGGGAAGGAGGAGAGGGAGGAAGGAGGAGGGCGAGGAGGAGGAGGAGGAGGAGAAGGGGGAAGGCGCGCCUGCCAGGGACCACUGCGUGAAGAGCAGGUCAUCGGCGGCCUCCCCGCGGGCGUGCAGAAUGUCGAAGGCUCAAGCCGCGCUGGCUCAGGGCGGCAGAUCGUCCCAGUGGCGGUCGAUGGGGCCGUCGAAGGACCGCACAGGUUCAGUACCGCGACCGUGCCACGGAGCCCUCGCACAGUACAGUACAUUUCCGUUCUGAGACCCCGAGCCUGCCAUACCCCUAGGCUCUGGAUGGGUGCUCUGGCGACGACCCCCAGCGUGGCGGCAAGCGACGGCAUGAACACCGAGACCGACAGCUCCAGUGCCACGCAGGGCUCGGCAGCCUUGCGGCUGGACACGGACUUGGCCGCAGGCUCCGAGACGGACCAGCUGCACGCCAUCGAAGUCGACAACGAAGACAUCAGGAAGACGGCCGCCGCUGCUGCGACUGCCGGGCCCGCCACACCCACCCCCUCGCCCAACUCCUCGGCCCUACCCACGUCGAUCCCGUUCGUCGAGGGCCAGCUCCCCGGGGAUUUGGAGGAUGAGGUCCUGGCUCACUUCAGCAUCGUGCAAGCGACGCCUUGA
Messenger RNA from Prorocentrum cordatum, 699 nucleotides. The record is from the annotation of a GenBank genome assembly. NCBI's taxonomy places the organism in Eukaryota, Dinophyceae, Prorocentrales, Prorocentraceae.